AUGUCCGAGGUAAAAAAUGUUGAAGUAGAUCCACAGGUAGAUGUAAUUGAUAAAGAAUUUUUGAUUAAAUUGAUGCUGUCCAAAAGCAAAAAUGUUUUUGUAAAAGCGCAAGAAAAUUCUAAAAGUGAAAUUUGGAAAAAUUUUAGCAGAAUUUAUUUUAAAAACGUGGCUACAUCAUUUAUCUGUUGUAACAAAUGUGAAGCCAAAUGUGUGUUAAAACAAGAUCGGAACACGGAAAUAAAUGAACUGGAUAGCUACAUUGCAGAAGAGACUCCUCACGUGGAUGCUGUUUAUUAUUGGUCCAGUCAUAUUAAAUAUUUCAAACUAAGAGAAGUUUCCUUUUUUCUGUUCAGCAUCCCAGUUUCGAGUGUUUCGUCAGAAAGGGGCUCUACUGGCCACUGCAUCAACAAUUCCAGACACCGUAAUCUUUAUCAUUACGGCGAUGCGCCAUCCAUGUUUUUAUUGCUUAAUGAUAAAUCCGUUAAUAUAGACUCAAUUAUUUCCAAUUUGAUGAAAAAAGAAAUUUACGCUCUGUUCAAAUUAAAUUUUCGAAAAAGUUUAAUAACAAUAUGGAAAUUGCAAGUGGAAAUGAUGUAA
Helobdella robusta is the source of this 597-nucleotide messenger RNA. RefSeq lists its product as hypothetical. The transcript has 2 exons. NCBI's taxonomy places the organism in Eukaryota, Metazoa, Annelida, Clitellata, Rhynchobdellida, Glossiphoniidae. The record is from RefSeq and is a predicted model, not a curated record. Bases 1 to 597 code for a protein of 198 amino acids.